UGCGAACUUAUUCGAACCGGUUGUGUUAAAGAAGCUCCCGCCGUUUAAAAUCAUUAUCUUGUAUAAAUACAGUGUUUUUACGUGCAAAAGUUGUAUUGUUUUGAAGCUCAGUGAUCGGGCGAGCGAUUAGUGACAUUGAAUUUAAAUAAUAUACAAUAACUAAAUAUUUACGGUGAAUAAUAAAUUACCUAGUGAACAUAGCAAACUACUUUUAUGUGCGGGUCAGUCGGUUACAAAAAUAAAUAGUCAUCGAGUUCAUGACUCACUAAUCUUGGUGACAAUAAACAACUGUCAUUAUAUAUUUUAAUUUCGUCAAACUGCGUAUACCAACUUUGGCUCAGUGGGAAACCUCGCAGGGUCGAUUCGCAGUGCCCGUGUUCAAAUCUCGGUGCGGCAUAUAAUAUAAUUGUCUUUUUUUUUCUCUAAAUCACACAUUUUGUUGUGUUUUCCAUUUUUUAUAAAAAACUUUUUUUUUUAUUACACUUUUUUUGUGUUUUCCAAUUAUAUUCAUAUAUUUUUUUUCUAUACGUUUUGUAAGAUGGAGCUAAGCAGAAGGUGUGCCGGAUGCUUAAAAAACAUUGAUAGCCGACAAUUUCUUACUUGUAGUAUUUGCAAACAGGACUAUGAUCUCACUUGCGCAAACGUCUCGGAACAGCGGUUCUUUAAUACUCUGACAGCUGAACACAGAACAGCGUGGAAAUGCCCAUUAUGCGUCUGCAGGCAGCCCCGCGCGGACAACAGCAACACUCCAGUCCGCGGUGCGACUGAGGGUGUCACACUGCGCCGGGGCGCCGCGGCGCUGAGUCCCUCCGACCACGCAGGGGAUGUCUCCAUAUCGUUACCUGUGUCCGAGCUGAACACUACAGCUCUAAAUGAGACAAUGGAGAUAACCGACGUCCAGGCGCUGCUUUACGAGCUGCGCCAGUUCAGAGACGAGUAUAGAGAGGAUAGGGCCGCUGAUAGAAGGCUUAGCGAAAUCCUCACCGAAUCUUUGACCAAAGUUAACCUGAGGCUGGAUGAAAGUGACAAAAGGUAUGAACAGCUUCAAGCGCGGGUGGAUAGUCUCGAACAGCAGAUGAAGUUGCAGACUGAAGCACGGCCUUUUGUAGCGACCGAUGUCGAGCAGUCUCUCAAAGAAUCGAUUGCUAACCUGAAGGCUGAGCUCAACGAGCGAGAUCAGGACCUCCUGCUCAAUGAUGUGGAGAUAACAUGCAUAGUGGAACAGCCAGGGGAGAGUCUACAACAUAUCGCGAUAACGCUGGCAGAUAAGCUGGGUGUGAAGCUGAAGAGCGAGGAUCUGGUGAGCGUGUCCCGUGUAGGGCCUCUGGUCGCGCGGUCUGGUGCGGCGGCGGCGGUGCCGGCGGGCGGGCAGGGUCCGCGGCCGGUUGUCGUGCGGCUGGCCCGCCGGGCGCUUCGCGACGAGCUCAUUCGGGCGGCGCGCGUGCGCCGCGGCGCUACGACUGAGGGCACUGGACUCCCUGGGCCUGCCCGCCGAUUCUUCAUCAAUGAACGGCUGACAAAAGUCAACCGUCACCUAUUUCGUCGAGCUCGUGAACUUGCCACGCAAUACAAGUGGCGUUUUGCCUGGACAAGAGAAGGCCGUAUCUACGUUCGGCAACACCAGGCACCGGACUCGCCUCGCAUCCGUAUUCGCAAUGAUCAGGAUCUUAAUGGUGUUUUUGGACUGGGCGUCGUUUGUUCUACUGGUCAAUAAAAAUUUGUUUGUUGGGUCUUAUUCAGUGAAUUUCUGUUAUUCUCUAUUAUUUACUUUAGAUUUUGGUUUUUAUUUUGUAUAUCUAAAAA
Messenger RNA from Amyelois transitella, 1803 nucleotides. RefSeq lists its product as uncharacterized. The record is from RefSeq and is a predicted model, not a curated record. The coding region runs from base 539 to 1714 and encodes 391 amino acids. Lineage: Eukaryota; Metazoa; Arthropoda; Insecta; Lepidoptera; Pyralidae. The transcript has a single exon.